This is a messenger RNA of Solea solea (common sole), 5519 nucleotides long. RefSeq names its product synaptic vesicle glycoprotein 2Ca (gene sv2ca). Gene Ontology annotation, molecular function: transmembrane transporter activity. The transcript is spliced from 16 exons. The coding region runs from base 2493 to 4697 and encodes 734 amino acids. Gene Ontology annotation, biological process: chemical synaptic transmission; transmembrane transport. NCBI's taxonomy places the organism in Eukaryota, Metazoa, Chordata, Actinopteri, Pleuronectiformes, Soleidae. Gene Ontology annotation, cellular component: membrane. The record is from RefSeq and is a predicted model, not a curated record.
CAUGUGGGCCUCCGUAGAUUUUUAAACACGAACGAAAGAAGACGGAGUAUAUUAAAACACGGAACUUUCCAACAACUUAUAUUAAGUGCAGAAUUGGAAGCGAACGUCAUCUUGGAACAUAUUUGAAAACGCUUGGUUUGCCGUUUCAAACCGACGGACUGUUCAACAACACACCCGCUCAUUGGCUUCCGGUUCUGCAGCUUCCUGCCAAGUCGCCUCUGACUGGCUAAGAGGUUUCCACGACAACGGAUCCACUCACGAGUGUCAGAGGCGUUAGGAUCUGACACAGACAGUCACUGUCUCACCCUUUGUCUCAGGAAGCCCACUCAUCUCCAAAAAGGUUAUGCAAUUAUUGUAACACGAGUGUGAAAUUGUUUUUGUGGCGCUCAAUCAAUCCAAUCCAAUCCAACUUUAUUUAUAAAGGACUUAAAAACAACAGCUGAAACGGAUGCUGUACGUCAGAGAUAAAUAAAAUAAAUAGAAUAUAGAAAUAUAAUAGCUAAAAUACCUAAAAAACAAACAACAAAACAGACAAUAAAACACUGUAGACUCUGAUCUGCAGGACAGUGUUUGCUCAGCUGUGAAAACCUUCUGUUUUACUGUGUUUUCAUUAUAUUGCAGCUGUCAUUCUGAUCCCCUGAACACCUUUAUUCUGGAGUGUCUCAGAGACCUGUUCAGAUCAAGAUUAUCAAGCAUCAUUGUCUGUGUCUUUGUUCCGCAAGUGACCAGGCUGUGCCUAUAUGUGGACAUUUACUGUUGCUCCCAUGAAGAAGUAAUUUACGGGUAAAUAACCUGUGGAGGGUAAACUGAGGAGAUGGGGAAUCGCUUCGAUUGCACGAACCUAGUUCCUCUGAGGUCUGAGGGCCAGGACUCUAUGACUCACUGUCUCAUUUUGACUCCAACUUGAGACCAUUUAUCCAUUUAUGAGACUAAUAUGCAAGGUGAGCAUCAUCUGUAGAAGCUGCUUAGUGACUAAUUUUCUCAUGAUAAAGCCAAAGCUGUGUGAGCUCUUUAGUAACACACCGUUUAUUUGAUGCUUUGUUUUCAUAGGCUUUGUGUCUUACAGUGGUGGCUGGAUACUUGAAUUUAAGAAACAAAACAUUUUUCUUCUGCUUCUGUGUACAUUUGUGCUUCUUUGUCUGCACAUAGUUGUCACAGUGAAUUUUAAGUCCUUGGCAAAACUCACCUCCAGUAACAAAUGAGAAUCCUUUAUAAGGCUUGUGAUUUAUUAGACCUGUGCUUUUUUCCCAUUUUACAAUGGCCUUGUCAUUUUUUACUACACAGGUGUUUCCUCUUAUAAGCCUCCGCUCCCCAUUUACGUUGUCAUUUUUUACUCUCUGCUGAUUCAUUUUCACAGACACCCCUUCCUUGAAAGAGUUUAUGGGGAGAGGAGGUGCAGACUCCACCACAGAGAACUUUGAAACUUACUUGCUGUAGUACAUAUGCCAGGCCUGCAUGUGGUGCUGUAACGCUGCCGCAAACAAAUUACCAAAUAUUGAGAAGAAGACGUGGAAUGUGGGUUCUAUGCCAUCAUUUUCCAAAAUUUGUAUUUUAGUGCUUCAAAAAAGCUUGUUCUGUGGGGAGAUAUGAGGUGGAGUAAAAGUAAAAGUUGCUAGAAAUAUAAAUAACAAAGUAAAGUACAGAUACAUGAUUUUGUACUUAAGUACAGUAACAUUACGUUACAUUACAACACUGCAAAUAGCAAACCGCAAGAGAGGGGGCGUGACUACAAGUGGGCGGGACUAUACGCACUCAAGUUGUAAAUCAUUUUGUAGCCCCACCCACUCCAGCACCAGGGACAGAGACAGUCGCUGCGUGACAGUGUGAUCAGAGCAGCAGUGAUUCUGUCAUUCAAACUUUUUUUUAAAGCUUUUUUGUUUAUAUCAUCACUAUUUUCAUCUACUCUGUACAAAAGAACUAUCAUUAUUUCACAUCCACGUUAUGUACAAGCAGCACAGACGAACCCUCCUGUCCUUGUUUAGCAUUCACGCGCUGCACUCUCACGUCACUAACGAGACUGUUCCAUCGGACGGAAUUACCCGCAUCACUCAAUGAAAUACAAUUAUUGAUUACACUGCUCCCCUCCCUCUCUCUCCCUCCCUCCUUUACCUCCUCCAUCCCUCCCUCUCUCCUACCACCACCACUCUCUCUCCCUCGCUCCUUCUUUUCCUUAAGUGCUGCAGCGCGAAGACUGCAUCGAAAAAAAGAGAGCGGAAGGAGUCUGAGUCUGGUGCAAUGGGUUUCUGUGAGCUCUGUCCCCUCUUCUCACCAUAUAUGACGCCUAGCCGAUGAUUGCCACAGCCAUUGUGGUUUAUCUCCUGUGGUGACUGCAGACUCAAGAGUUUCCUUCCCUGCUGCAUCUUGAGACACAUUGAUCUCAACAUUCCCGCAAUCCUCCUGUCAGCUGACUCCUGCCCUUCUUCUUCCCUCUUUCAUUCUACUCCUGACUGUCUGCUGAAUCACUGUGAAACUCACCUGCUCACGGACCCAGAAUGGAAGACACCUACAAUAACAGGACUUCUCUGGCUAAAGGGGCCAAAGACAUCGUGAAGGAAGCCAAGCGCCAUGCGGCGAAGAAAGUCAACAAGGUGGUGGACCGCGCAACAGACGAGUACUCAUCCCAUCACAACUACAGCCGAUUCCAAGAUGAGGAGGACGAGGGUGACGAUUUCUACCGGAACCCGCCCCGGCAGGACGGAGAGGGCUACCAUGACAACGAGGAAGGGUCCAGCGAUGCCACAGAGGGCCACGACGACGAGGAUGAGAUUUACGAGGGCGAAUACCAGGGUAUUCCCUCAGCAGGAGACAGAAAACAUAAGGAGGGCCAGGUGGCAGUGGGGCAGCCGGUGUCAGACGCCACGAGGGACCGUAAGGAUCUGGAGCAGGAGAGACAGGCUGACGAGGAGGAGCUGGCCCAGCAAUACGAGCUCAUCAUCCAGGAGUGUGGCCACGGGAGGUUUCAGUGGCAGCUGUUCCUCGUGCUCGGGCUGGCGCUCAUGUCAGACGGAGUGGAGGUGUUUGUGGUGGGCUUCGUUCUGCCCAGUGCAGAGACAGACAUGUGUGUCCCCAACUCCAGCUCAGGAUGGUUAGGAAGCGUUGUUUACCUGGGAAUGAUGGUCGGAGCGCUCUUCUGGGGAGGGUUGUCGGACAAAGUGGGCCGCAGACAGUGUCUCCUGAUCUGCAUGUCCACAAACGGCUUCUUCGCCUUCCUGUCGUCUUUCGUCCAGGGAUACGGCCUCUUCCUCCUGUGCCGUCUUUUCGCCGGCUUCGGAAUAGGGGGCGCUGUGCCCAUCGUUUUCUCCUUCUUUGCAGAAGUGUUGUCCAGGGAGAAAAGAGGAGAACAUCUGAGCUGGUUGUGUAUGUUCUGGAUGAUUGGAGAGAUCUAUGCAUCAGCGAUGGCCUGGGCCAUUAUACCCCACUAUGGCUGGAGCUUCAGCAUGGGUUCAGCAUACCAGUUCCACAGUUGGAGGGUGUUUGUGGUCGUGUGUGCCCUCCCCUGUGUGUGCGCUGUGGUGGCGCUGACGUUCAUGCCCGAAAGCCCCAGAUUCUACCUUGAGGUGGGGAGGCACGAUGAAGCCUGGAUGAUCCUCAAACAGAUCCAUGACACCAACAUGAGAGCGCGUGGGCAACCGGAGAAAGUCUUCACGGUAAACAGGAUCAAGAUUCCCAAACAGCUGGAUGAACUGGUUGAAAUGGAAUCAGAAUCUGGCAACCCAGUUUCCAGGGUUUUCUUUAGGAUGAAGGCAGAACUGCAUGGGAUCUACCACAAUCUGAUGAAGUGCUUUAACUACCCUAUGCGAGAGAACAUGAUGCGCCUGGCCCUGGUGUGGUUAACGCUGUCAUUUGGGUAUUAUGGCCUGUCAGUCUGGUUCCCCGAUGUCAUUAAACACCUUCAGGCAGAUGACUACGCCUCCAAAGUGCAGAUCCACAACAAUGAACGCAUCGAGGACUUCACCUUCAACUUCACCCUGGAGAACCAGAUUCACAAAAAUGGCCUCUUCAUUAAUGACCGGUUCAUAAACAUGAAGCUUAGGUCCGUCACCUUCAUUGACUCCACCUUUCGUAACUGCUACUUUGAUGAUGUGAAAUCCGUGGGCUCCUUUUUCCGCAACUGCACCUUCAUCGAUGCAUUCUUCUUCAACACAGAUAUCGACGAUUCCAAGUUGAUAGACGGCACAGAAGUGGUCAACAGCACGUUCACGCACAACAAGACGGGAUGUCAGAUGACGUUCGAUGACGACUACAGCGCCUACUGGGUUUACUUCAUCAACUUCCUCGGGACUCUGGCUGUUCUGCCCGGCAACAUCGUGUCCGCCCUUCUUAUGGACAAGAUUGGCCGUCUGUCCAUGUUAGGUGGCUCUAUGGUGCUUUCAGGCAUCAGCUGUUUCUUCUUGUGGUUUGGCACCAGUGAGUCCAUGAUGAUCUUCAUGCUGUGCCUUUACAACGGCCUGAGCAUCUCUGCGUGGAACUCCCUGGAUGUGGUCACCACUGAGUCAUUCCCAACCGUCAGAAGAGGAACAGGGUUUGGGUUCUGCAAUGCUCUUUGUAAGCUCGCCGCCGUCAUGGGGAACCUGAUUUUUGGCUCUCUUGUGGGCAUCACCAAGGCCAUUCCCAUCCUCAUGGCGUCGUCUGUGCUCGUCGGUGGAGGCCUGGUUGCACUCAGGUUACCUGACACUCGAGCAAACGUCCUCAUGUAACACCAGCUUCGUCCACUGGGGUAAAACCUGGAUAAAACCUGGGUGAAUCUGAGAGGAAGCCCAGGGAGAGCUGGGUAAGAAAUGCAAACGGCUUGGUUCAUACAUUCACACCUGCGGUCACAUUAAGUGAAGCUGGGAAACAUACCACAUUUUCAAAGAGUGUUAUCACACGACAGAGCUGGCGGUUCGCAGUGGUUUGGACACUGGGACUUUGGUAGUAAGGUGUUUUUUCAGUGACUUCUUGCACCUUCAGGCCAAAAUCUUGUACUGAGUCACUGCGCAGUUAAAGCUCCAAGCUUUCAUUAUUGAUGGAGUCUUAUUAAGACGAGCCAGAUGGGGAGGAAAGUGGAAAAACAAGCUGUAAUGAGCGCAGCGAACCUGCUGUUUGACAACAUCAGGAAUAGAUGAUCAGACAGAGGAGACACACGACGCACCAGCGUGACAGCUGGCUUCCCCGCAGGACCCCACAGUCACAGGGCUACAUGUUGUAGACGGUGCACAGACAGUCAAACAUACAUAAAUACAUAAAAAGCUACAGGUAUUUUUCCCUCAUUGGCCACUUUAUUAGGUACAGAGGACACAGUGUGGUCUCCUGCUGCUGUAGAAGACCAUGUUCUUCAAGGUUGUAGGCAUGGCAUGUUCCUGUAAUGCGUGACAUCUGCUCGUUAAAGAUGACUUUCUGUAUUUUCUCUGACCUGAGAGAUGAUUGUGUGUGGUAAUCCCAGCAGAUUAACAGUCUCUAAAAAUACUCGAUGUCCAUAUCUGCAAGCCCAAAAUGUGUUGACUCGUGUGACGGGCUGAUUAGAUAUUUUCAUUAACGUG